AUGACCAGUCCAAGGUGCACCUCGCGGCCAUGGAAGCUGAACGUCUCGCUGAAGGCACGGAGAUACGCCUUCGGCGAGUUCGUAGAAGCUAUGGCGGAGCAUUUGGUGGCCAAGCAGCUCGUGGACAUCAAAGAGUCGGCGUGCGAGGCAUUGGCUGCCAAGGAUGCCGCGAAGAGCUUCAAGGAGUUCAACGUCGUUGACCAGAUGAUCCGCCAGACUGCAGAGCGUCUCGGGCGUUCAUCGACCGAUCACAAGACCUACAUGCACCUCCAGGACGUCAUUCUGCAGACGCACCUGGAGGUGCAAGGCUUCUGCACCGUCCGUUGGUUGUCUCGCGGGGAUGCUGUGAGUCGCUUCUGUGACGUGCUGCCGGUGCUGAUGUGGAUGUGGACGAAGGAGAAGGGCGACACGGAGAAACUCGCUACCAGCUUCAAGUUCCAUUACAUGCUGUAUCUCCUGGCUGACGUGCUGCACCUGCUCAACGGACUCAAUCUGUCCUUCCAGAAGCAGACGGUAAGGCUGGGGGAGCUGAUGACGGUGAAGAUGCUGGACUACCCGGUGGAUUGGGCAGCGGCCUAUGCCUUGUUUGAGGAGAAGGGGAGGAAGGGGAGGAAGCCUGCCAAAUAG
Molecule: messenger RNA, 627 nt
Organism: Closterium sp. Naga37s-1
Lineage: Eukaryota; Viridiplantae; Streptophyta; Zygnematophyceae; Desmidiales; Closteriaceae
Source: the annotation of a GenBank genome assembly